Pogoniulus pusillus (Red-fronted tinkerbird) is the source of this 1008-nucleotide messenger RNA. It is a transcript of the gene SDHD, whose product is annotated as succinate dehydrogenase complex subunit D. Gene Ontology annotation, molecular function: succinate dehydrogenase (quinone) activity; heme binding; ubiquinone binding. The transcript is spliced from 4 exons. Gene Ontology annotation, cellular component: mitochondrial envelope; membrane. The record is from RefSeq and is a predicted model, not a curated record. Gene Ontology annotation, biological process: tricarboxylic acid cycle; mitochondrial electron transport, succinate to ubiquinone. Lineage: Eukaryota; Metazoa; Chordata; Aves; Piciformes; Lybiidae. Bases 40 to 513 code for a protein of 157 amino acids.
CCGGCUCCGGUGCGCGGUGCCCUUGGGCGGCUGGGGACGAUGGCGGCGCUGGUGCUGCUGCGGGCGGGGCUGCGGCGGCCCCGCGGCGCCCAGCUGGCUCUCCUCGGGGACACCCUGCUCCGCCGCCCUGCCGUCCUGGCAGCUGCCGCCCCUGGGAGCGCUCCGCUCCGGCGAAGCCACAGCUCUCCCCGGCAGGGCCACGGCAGUUCCAAGGCUGCAUCUUUGCACUGGACAGGUGAGCGAGCUGUCAGUGUCCUCUUGCUGGGUCUGCUUCCUGCAGCCUACUUUUAUCCUGGACCAGCCAUGGACUAUUCACUGGCUGCAGCCCUCACUCUUCAUGGUCACUGGGGUCUUGGGCAGGUAAUAACUGACUACGUCCACGGAGACACAGCAGUCAAAGUGGCCAACGCGGGGCUGUACGCGCUGUCGGCCGUCACCUUCGCUGGCCUCUGCUACUUCAACUACCACGACGUUGGCAUCUGCAAGGCUGUUGCCAUGCUGUGGAGCCUCUAAGAUGCGACCAAGUCCCUGACAAAAAUGAUUGUUCACUGCUGCCUCUGCUUCAUCAUCUUUUUAUCAACAUGUUUCCUAUGAAACAGAUGAGUAAGCAAAGGGUCCAUAGGUUGUACAUACUGCAGGAAGAGCAGAACUAAGGCUUUUAGAAACAAUAAUCCAACAGCAGUUAAAAAUAUUAGGAGAUUUCAAGUGAAUUAAGGUCCAGGGGAGGGUGAGUUAAGCUGGACUGUACAUUUUGAAGCAUUAAUGCCAGACUCCAUAGCUGAAGGGAAUUGCUUUGCAAUGGCAGCUUUAAUGAGUGCUUUUUCUAUAGUAGCUGUUGUUUGGUUUCUUACUUUGUAAAGCAAGGUUGGAUUGUGGAAAAUGAACCUAAUACUUCUGACAUCACAACUGUGUGAGGCACUCCCUGGUUAACUCUUUGGACCCUGAGAGUUGAUGUUAAAAAAGGGAAUAUUUUUUUCUUAAUCCAUGCAAUAAAAAUCUUUACAGAAA